CGGACCGGCGGAGCGGCUGCGGCGGCAGACGGGCGGAGGCAGGAUGGAGGUGUGGAGCGCCGCCGCCGCCGCCGCCGCGCUGCUGCUGGUCGCUCUGGGCUGGAGGCUCCGCCGGGGCCUCCGGGGCGUCCCGCGGGGCCUGCUGCGGGGCCUCCUGUGGCUCCUCCUGUGGGCCGCCCUCUGGGCCGGCGCCGCAGCUUUCACCACCUGCAGCCUGUUCCUGUCUCAGAACCCGGACCUGGUCUGGGUUCUGCUGCUGGGCGGCCUGGUGGUCUGCUGGGAGGGGGAGGAGCUGCAACCUGAUAGGACGGUUCUGCUGACAGGCUGCGACUCGGGCUUCGGCCACGCCCUGGCGGUGACCCUGAGCCAGCGGGGCCUGACGGUGUUCGCCGGCGUGCUGGACGCGGACGGAGACGGCGCCCGGCGGCUCCGGGACCGGCGCUGCGACCGGCUGCAGGUGCUGCAGCUCGACGUGACCGACCAGCGGCAGGUGGAGGCGGCGCGCAGCUACGUCGGAGCGAGGGUGGCCGACGCAGGUCUCUGGGCCCUGGUGAAUAACGCCGGCGUGCUGCUGUGUCCCGCCGACGCCGAGCUGCAGCCGCUGGACGACUACCAGCGCUGUCUGGACGUCAACUUCCUGUCUGCCGUCAGGAUGACUCAGCACUUCCUGCCGCUGCUGCGGCGCUCCGGAGGACGCAUCGUCAACGUGUCCAGCCUGGCAGGGAACGUCCCCAUGCCGAUGUUCGCCGCCUACGGCGCGUCGAAGGCGGCGCUCGCCAUGUUCUCGGAGGUUCUGCGGCAGGAGAUGUGGGCGUGGGGCGUGCGGGUGUGUGUGGUGCAGCCGACGGCCUUCAGAACCGGGAUCUAUGGCGACUCGGAGUCGGCGAGCCGCCACGCCCGCCGCCUGCUGGCCGCCGCUUCCGCCGAGGCCAGAGAGGAUUAUGGGUCGGAGUACAUCGCGGGUCUGCCGCUGGCGCUGGGCCAGAUGUCCCGCCUCUCGGCGGUGGACUUGACCCCCGUGGUGGACGACGUGGUCCACGCCCUGCUGUCGCCCAGGCCCCGCCCCCUCUACACGCCGGGGCACAUGGGAGGGCUGCUGCCCGUCCUGUACCGCUGCUGCCCCACUUCCUGGUUCGAUUCCCUCGUCAGUCGCCUGAACUACAGGAAACCGGCCGCGCAAAGACAGUCGUCCCCGUAACACAACCGCACAGGACUGCACAACGUUACACUACAGCACACAACUUUACACAACGCCGCACCGCACAACGUUACACAACACCGCACAACGCUACACCGCACAACGUUACACUACACCGCACAACGCUACACCGCACAACGUUACACUACACCGCACAACGCUACACCGCACAACGCUACACUAUAUCGUACAACGCUACACCGCACUGCACAACACUACACCGCGCCGCUCACUACAGCCCGCAGCGCUGCACAGGAAGGAUCCACCCCGGAGGUUCUGACUGGAAUCUCGUCACAUUCAAACCUUUUGCUGCUCAGAAAAUUAUCAUUAUUAAACACAUCUGGACAACCCAGAUCUGGUCCCAGCAUGUGGAUCCAGGACCUGGACCUGGACUCACAUCUGGUCCCAGCAUGUGGAUCCAGGACCUGGACCUGGACUCACAUCUGGUUCACCACUGCUUCUUUUCUUUAAAGCUGAAAUGAGGAAGUUUGAGCUGAAAUCACAUUUCGACACGUCUGACGGUUUCUGACGGUUUCUGACGGUUUCUGAUGGUUCCUGUUUCGACACCGAGUCUGUUCUUAGAACAAACCGUUUCUUGAUCUGGGAUCUGGACUUGUCCUUCAGGUCCAGCCUCAGCCCGUUCCUUCACAGCUGAAAUUAUUUGGCCGUCUCUCGGCGCUGCGGCUGCUUCCAGAAGAGAUCAGAAUUUUAUUAUUUUUAUUGUAAAUCAGACAAAGUUACACCAAUAAACCUCAAACAGAAAGCUGACGGCUGCAGACUGGUCUCUCCCCUGGAGCGUCCAGCCAGUCCGGUGGCCGCUGUGGUCCUCAAGGCGCCGGCUGACGGACAUCCUGCCUCACGUGGCUGCUGGUGCUCGGCGCCAUGACAGGAUCCGGGCGGUGGACUGAGAUCAUCGGCGCGGUGAAGACGUCCGGACACGUCCUCCGGUCCCUGCUGGCCGGAUCCAGUUCUCCUGCACUCCGUCCUGCACCUGAACGCCUCCCAAACACCCACCGCUGGUCUCCAUGGAAACAUGUUGACGCCGUCUGUAGGCUGUCUUAGUCCGACUGUUCACAGACGACACCAACCUCUGAGCUUCGGUCCGACGCUGUUCCUUCUGCCCACUGAGGGGCCACCAGGGGACCAGUGAGAGGCCACCAGGGGACCAGUGAGGGGCCACCAGGGGACCACUGAGGGGCCACCAGGGGACCACUGAG
Salarias fasciatus (jewelled blenny) is the source of this 2415-nucleotide messenger RNA. RefSeq names its product hydroxysteroid (17-beta) dehydrogenase 2 (gene hsd17b2). Gene Ontology annotation, molecular function: oxidoreductase activity. The transcript has 5 exons. The record is from RefSeq and is a predicted model, not a curated record. Lineage: Eukaryota; Metazoa; Chordata; Actinopteri; Blenniiformes; Blenniidae. Gene Ontology annotation, biological process: steroid metabolic process. Bases 44 to 1198 code for a protein of 384 amino acids. Gene Ontology annotation, cellular component: intracellular membrane-bounded organelle.